Molecule: messenger RNA, 1977 nt
Organism: Capsella rubella
Lineage: Eukaryota; Viridiplantae; Streptophyta; Magnoliopsida; Brassicales; Brassicaceae
Exons: 1
Coding region: 175-1977 (600 amino acids)
Source: RefSeq, a predicted model, not a curated record
AUCAUGGACAAUACUUUUAAUGAAGUUGUCUAUAAAUAUAAUCUCGGCUUAUUUUUUAAUAGAAUAAUUUGUACUUAUAUGUAAUUUGUAUAUUGGGUCUAGAUUAUUUUAGUCCCUAACCAUUUUAACUAGUGUUCACAUUUAGUCAAAGUCAUCUCCACACGAUGUGAGCAUAUGAUACUAUUUCAGAUAAACAUAUUAGAACCAAACCAGAAAAAAGGAAAGAAGAAAAUGGCUGUUAAUGAAGACGAGCCAAUAUGCCGUUUAUCUCAUCCAAUUCACCCUCACACUCUUUCCCGUAUAGCCGGAAGAAUCCCUAAAUCGGGUUGCUUCGCGUGCGACAAAGAAGAACCUUCACCGUCUUGUACCUUCCAUUACUCCUGCACCACUUGUGAUGUGGAGUUCCAUGAUAUUUGCCAUGUGUAUCCGAGGAAGCUCACACACCCUUAUCACCUUCAACAUCCUCUCACCCUCACCACUCAAAACAUUGAGGUAGAGAUCAUAUCUAACACACUCGAACAUGGUUACAUAUUCAAGAAAUGUAAUUGGUGUGGAGAUGAUUUGAGAGAUGGAUCACAAUUCUAUUGUUGUUCUAUUUGUAACUUUUGUUUGGAUUUCUCUUGCUCCCAAAAUUUUCCAACUCUUACUAUCACAAAUCCAAAAAGCCAUCAUCAUUCCCUCUCUUUAUUCCCUUGGCCACUCUUAAUUCCAUGUGUAGCUUGUGGGCUGGUUAGUUUGUUGGAACCAAGUUAUUCUUGUUUCCAAUGCAACUAUGUGGUUCAUGAGAGUUGUAUCGACUUACCUCGUGUCAUAAAAAUCACGCGUCACCCACAUCGUCUCUCUCACAAUCCUUUCCUUCCACCCACAACUCCACCUUGUCGAGUUUGCUACAAGAUAGUCGACAUCAAAUAUGGUCAGUAUUCUUGUGAUCAUGAAGGUUGUUCUUAUGUUGCCCAUUCCAAAUGCGCAACACAUAAGCACGUUUGGGACGGGAGAGAACUCGAAUGGGAACCAGAAGAACCCGAUGACACUGAAGAUAUCGCGUCAUUCAAGAAAGUGGGUAAAAAUAUGAUAAAGUACUUUUGUCAUGAACAUCAUCUUAAGCUUGAGAAGUAUGAUAGUGUUCGAGACGCAAAGAAACAAUGUCAAGCAUGCAUCCUUCGUAUCGACUCUUAUGAUUUCUACAAUUGUAUACAAUGUGAGUUCUUUCUUCACGAGGUAUGUGCUGGUCUUCCUAAAACACUAGCUCAUGCCUUGCAUAAGCAUCCUCUUGUUCUAGACCCUUCUCCUAUACUCGAUUACAAUUCCACAAGUUGUUCGACUUGUGCCCGUGAGUCCACUGGUUUCAUGUACAAAUGCUCAAAGCCUGAUUGCGACGAUGACAACGAUACAUUUCAGUUAGAUUUUCGAUGCAUUUUAGUUCUUGAUUAUUUCACCCACAAAAGUCAUGAACAUCCUUUGUUCAUCUCAACAUCAUAUUCAAGAAAAGGUAUCAUCUCUUGUGCUGGCUGCAAAGAUACUGUUCGUAGCGAAUACUAUCUGCAAUGUACCAUAUGUUCAUUCGCUAUGUGUUAUCGUUGCGCUACAAUUCCAUAUGAGUUAUACUACAAAUACGAUACACAUCCUCUCUCUCUUUGCUAUGGAGAAGAUGCAAAGAAAGCAUAUUGGUGUGAAGUAUGCGAGAAAGAAGUAAAUCCAAGAGAAUGGUUCUACACAUGCAACAAAUGUUGCAUCACUAUCCAUCUUGAGUGUUUAUUGGAAUCAUCCGUUUAUAUCAAGUCAGGUGUAACGUUUUAUUUGGGAUCUGUUACGAUGAGUAUUCUUGGCAACAAUAGUCAAACUCGUCCGGUUUGUUAUAAGUGUGACCAUCGUUGCCCGGAUCAUAUAUACUACAAGUUGUUUGAGAAGGCUUUUUGUUCUUGGCUUUGUAUUUGGACAUCCGACAUGGACAGUUUUGAGAACGUUGAACCGGAAUAA